AUGCAAUUGGGUUUAAGGGAGAGUCUCCCUGCUCUAGUAGCCAAGCGUUUCAUUGCAGCCAAGGAAAGUGGCCACCUAAUAUUCUCACAUACUCAUCUCUCCAUAGUCAAUUCUGGAGGAAUCUCGUAUCAACUUCGUUACUGUCCAGCUCUCGCAAAGAAACCUUCAGGCACUCCUAAAUCUGACAAGGACCGAUCAGGUCCAAAGCCCGAUCCUUUCGAGAAUCCCUCCACAGACCUUUUGAUCGCUCAGAUUCCUCAAGAAAAUCCAACACAUACACUUGUCUUGAACAAAUUCCCAGUCAUACCGAACCACUUCAUCCUCGCGACCAAGGCAUGGAAGCCGCAAACUGAUAUUCUCGAGAAGGAGGAUCUGGACGCUGCUUAUGCCUGCAUCAAAGCUUGGAAGGAUAACCAGACGGAACAGGAAGACUCGGGGUCAAAGAGACUAUUUGCAUUCUUCAAUUCAGGAGACGAGAGUGGCGCGAGUCAGCCCCAUAGGCAUUUGCAAUUCUUGCCAGUGGAGGCCAUGUCGCAGGGUGAUUCGGGAAGUUGGCGGCCUCUCAUUGACACGGUUUCAUCCCAGUCUGUAGGUCCCGACUCGGAGUACCGACGUUUGAGUCAAAUUCCCUUCGCCCAUUUUGCACUACCCUUGCCUCAGAACCCAACCGCAGAAACGUUGCAUACGAUCUAUUUAUCUUUGUACCGAGUAGCGCUCUCGACUGCGAAGGGAAGCCUGGGGGACCAUGCGCGAGCGAUAGAUGGCCCUGCGGCAAUCAGCUACAACUUAGCCAUGACCGAGUCGAUGAUGAUGAUUUGUCCUAGAAGAUGUGAAACUGCUCGUAUACCGGUCGACCCGAGCGCUUUGCCAGAUGUCCACGAACCUGGCGUUGUAGCCCUGAACGGCACAAUCCUGGCUGGAACACUUAUGGUCAAAGCUGAAGCUGAGUGGAAUGAGCUUCGGCGCAAUCCAGAUACGUUGGCAGACAUACUCGCGACUGUCGGCUAUCCCCAGCCAGACUCUCGUGGCCUCGCUCUGUUAUGA
Molecule: messenger RNA, 1044 nt
Organism: Aspergillus udagawae
Lineage: Eukaryota; Fungi; Ascomycota; Eurotiomycetes; Eurotiales; Aspergillaceae
Product: putative bis(5'-nucleosyl)-tetraphosphatase
Exons: 2
Coding region: 1-1044 (347 amino acids)
Biological process (GO): nucleotide metabolic process
Molecular function (GO): ATP binding; ATP:ADP adenylyltransferase activity
Source: RefSeq, a predicted model, not a curated record